Messenger RNA from Hyaena hyaena (striped hyena), 966 nucleotides. RefSeq names its product zinc finger protein 599 (gene ZNF599). Gene Ontology annotation, biological process: regulation of transcription by RNA polymerase II. Gene Ontology annotation, cellular component: nucleus. Gene Ontology annotation, molecular function: DNA-binding transcription factor activity, RNA polymerase II-specific; RNA polymerase II cis-regulatory region sequence-specific DNA binding. Lineage: Eukaryota; Metazoa; Chordata; Mammalia; Carnivora; Hyaenidae. The transcript has a single exon. The record is from RefSeq and is a predicted model, not a curated record. Bases 155 to 913 code for a protein of 252 amino acids.
GGAGAUAAGCCCUAUGAGUGCAAAGAAUGUGGGAAAACUUUCACCCACCGCUCCUCUUUUACCCAGCAUAAUAUGACGCACACUAGAAAAAAAGACCUUUUUGUGCAAAGAAUGUGGGAAAGCUUUCUACUACAGCUCUUCCUUUGCUCAACACAUGAGGAUUCACACUGGAAAGAAACUCUAUGAGUGCGGUGAAUGUGGAAAGGCCUUUACUCACCGCUCCACUUUUAUCCAGCAUAAUAUGAGCCACACGGGAGAAAAACCCUUCCCGUGCAAAGAAUGUGGAAAAGCUUUUUGCCUCCACUCCUCCUUUAUUCAGCACGUGAGGAUUCACACUGGGGAGAAACCCUAUGCGUGCAGUGAAUGUGGAAGGGCCUUCACGCACCGCUCCACUUUUGUCCGGCAUAAGAGGACUCAUACUGGAGAGAAGCCCUUUCAAUGCAAGGAAUGUGGGAAAGCCUUUUGUGACAGCUCUUCCUUAAUUCAACACGUGAGGAUUCACACUGGUGAGAGGCCCUAUGAAUGCGGUGAAUGUGGAAAGGCCUUUACACACCACUCGGUUUUUAUCCGACACAGUAGGACCCACAGUGGAGAAAAACCCUUGGAGUGUAAAGAAUGUGCAAAAGCCUUUUACUAUAGCUCUUCCUUUACUCGACACAUGAGGAUUCACACUGGCGAGAAGCCCUAUGUAUGCAGAGAAUGCGGAAAGGCCUUUACCCAACCUGCCAAUUUUGUUCGUCAUAAUAGGAUCCACACUGGCGAGAAACCGUAUGAAUGCAAAGACUGUCAGAAGGCCUUUUGUGACAACUUUGCCUUAACUCAACACAUGAGAACUCACACUGGAGAGAAACCCUUUGAAUGUGGUAUAUGUGGAAAAACCUUCAGCUACACUUUAUCCUUUAUGCACCAUUGAAACAUUUAUACCAGAGUUUAAAGCCCUUUGCAUGUUGAUUACUUCAAUUUUAA